Molecule: messenger RNA, 1394 nt
Organism: Xenopus laevis (African clawed frog)
Lineage: Eukaryota; Metazoa; Chordata; Amphibia; Anura; Pipidae
Gene: nubp1.S
Product: nucleotide binding protein 1 S homeolog
Exons: 11
Coding region: 26-973 (315 amino acids)
Biological process (GO): iron-sulfur cluster assembly
Cellular component (GO): cytoplasm; cytosol
Molecular function (GO): ATP-dependent FeS chaperone activity; 4 iron, 4 sulfur cluster binding; iron-sulfur cluster binding
Source: RefSeq, marked provisional
GAAGUAGGAAGUGGUUUUCGCAGGCAUGGCUGAUAUACCAGAAAAUGCACCCCAGCAUUGCCCAGGUACAGGCAGCACUGAGGCUGGCAAGAGUUCUGCGUGCCAGGGAUGCCCAAAUCAAUCAAUAUGCGCAUCAGCAGCAACAUCAGCUCCAGACCCAGCUAUAGAAGAAAUAAAAGAAAAGAUGUCAUUGGUUAAACACAAGAUUUUGGUUCUCUCUGGAAAGGGUGGUGUGGGCAAGAGUACAUUUAGUGCCCACCUGGCACAUGGUUUGGCACAAGAUGAGGGCAAAGAGGUAGCUUUGCUUGAUGUGGACAUCUGUGGACCAUCGAUUCCAAGAAUGAUGGGCUUGGAAGGAGAACAGGUUCACCAGAGUGGCUCAGGAUGGUCACCGGUGUAUGUAGAAGACAACCUGGCUGUAAUGUCUGUUGGAUUCUUGCUUAGCAGUCCUGAUGAUGCUGUUAUAUGGAGAGGUCCUAAAAAAAAUGGAAUGAUCAAACAGUUUUUGCGAGAUGUAGACUGGGGUGAAGUGGAUUAUUUGAUAGUAGACACCCCUCCUGGUACAUCAGACGAGCACCUCUCUGUGGUACAGUAUCUCAGUGCGGCAGGAAUUGAUGGUGCAGUAAUCGUUACAACUCCUCAAGAGGUGUCACUACAGGAUGUCCGAAAAGAAAUCAACUUCUGUCGCAAAGUGAAACUUCCCAUUAUAGGUGUAGUGGAAAAUAUGAGUGGAUUUAUUUGUCCUAAGUGUGAGAAUGAAUCACAGAUAUUUCCUCCAACUACUGGAGGAGCAGAGAAGAUGUGCACUGAUCUCAAUGUUUCUCUACUGGGCAAAGUUCCCUUAGAUCCAAACAUAGGAAAGAGCUGCGACACAGGGAAAUCAUUUUUUACUGAAAUUCCAGAUUCGCCAGCAACAUUAUCCUACAGAAUAAUAAUCCAGAGAAUUCAAGACUAUUGUGAGAAAAAGAAGUGACUUGCUUUUCCAAAUGGAACAGAGGCGUUCAGCUCCGCAGUUUUGCACUUUGCCACAGAUUACGGAUUUUCCACAUUUCACCAUCACCUUAAGAGGAACAUCCGCAUUCCAAAAAAAUGUAAAUGUGGAAAUAAUGCCCGCCUAGACUAUGCCAAACCUGCUGUAGCACUUAAGUAGUAUCACAGCCGGUAAAUCAAAAUAUUUGUCCCCAGCUGCUUACAUUCAUUUUGUUGGCCAGAGCUUUCAACUGAAUUUGCUAAUUGGGAACAUGAAUGUUGUUGUUGUACUGGCAUGGGGUUGCAGGGCACAGGUCCAAGACUACCAGGCAAGCAAUAUCAUUUAAGAACAUAAUAAUUUAUAUUAAGAAGGUCUAAAUUUACUUUACAAAAAGAACAAUAAAAACAUCUGUUUCAUAGAACAA